AUGCACGCGACAAGCUUUGCUAUCCUUGCCUCAUGCAUCUCUCAAGCUCUCGCAGCCACCUAUGCCCUCAGUGACAACUACGUCGGCAACAACUUCCUCACGACAUGGGAGCACCAAGCCAUCCCUGACCCCACUAAUGGCAGAGUGAAUUAUGUUGAUCAAGCAACUGCGCUUGCAGACAACUUGACGUUCGUGUCAGGCGACACCCUUAUUCUGAGGGCGGAUGACACCACUGUGCUCGAUUCAAGCGGUCCUGGACGAAACAGCGUGCGGAUUCAAAGCUUGAAGAGUUACACGACGCACGUUUCCAUCAUUGAUGUCCGCCACAUGCCACAAGGCUGUUCGACGUGGCCCGCUUUUUGGGAAACUGAUGGCAGUAAUUGGCCAAACGGCGGCGAAAUUGAUAUCGUAAGCUCCCUUUUCUAUUCGAUUGAGGGUGUCAAUGAUGUGACUCCAAACGCAAUGACCGUGCACACAGGCGCCGCCUGUUCCAUGCCCUCCAGCCGCACCGAGACCGGCACCCCGACGGGCCUUGAUUGCGAUGUCAAUACCGAUGGCAACGAUGGCUGCGGCGUGCAGGCCCCGACCGCAGAUAGCUACGGUCCUCCCCUGAACACCAUCAGCGGCGGGUGGUACGCUAUGGAGCGCACGAACGACUUCAUCAAAGUGUGGUUCUUCCCACGGAACGGAGCCACGCCCCCCGACCUCUCGAGCGGCGCAAGCUCUAUUGACACCGACAACUGGGGCACGCCCACCGCGUUCUUCCCCAACACCGACUGCGACAUUGGCUCGCAAUUCGACGCCAAUAACAUUAUCAUCAACCUGACCUUCUGUGGCGAUUGGGCAGGUAUUUCCUCGAUCUACUCGAGCGCUGGCUGCCCGGGAGACUGUUGCGGGACAGACUUCGUUAACAACAAUCCUGCUUCCUUCGCGAACGCGUACUGGGACAUCGCAGCUGUGCGUGUAUAUGAGUGA
Molecule: messenger RNA, 975 nt
Organism: Phanerochaete carnosa HHB-10118-sp
Lineage: Eukaryota; Fungi; Basidiomycota; Agaricomycetes; Polyporales; Phanerochaetaceae
Product: glycoside hydrolase family 16 protein
Exons: 7
Coding region: 1-975 (324 amino acids)
Biological process (GO): glucan catabolic process
Molecular function (GO): hydrolase activity, hydrolyzing O-glycosyl compounds
Source: RefSeq, a predicted model, not a curated record